UUGCGACCGCAAUCGUUUCUUUUUUCGCGGUGCACCGGAGUGCAAAUAGCAAGAGCAUGGCGGCGUCAGUCGGUGGGCCCGUCUCUGUGCCAGCGACACAUGCUCAGUUUUAGGUCCGCCCGUCCGCCUGCAAGUCCGUCUGCCUGUCCGCCGACUCUUUCUGUGGGUUUCGCUGGUCUGCUAGUCGGACUGGUACUGGUCGUGCCCAGAGCUUCGUGGCUCCGCAACCAGUUUGCUGGCACCGAUCGUCCUUUGCGCUCGUGUGCGCGCUGCUCAGCUGCGAUCCGUGCUCGAAAUCGCUAUCUGAACCUCAACAGAACAGAACUGGAGCGGAAUCAGGUCCGAAAUUCUGUGCGAUAGUUUUUUUAGUUACAGUGCAAAGUCCGAAAAUAUCUCUAGAAUGCGCGGACCUACAGGGAACCAAGUCUAAUCGCGAGUGCCAUGCUAAGCAAUGCCGUUUGUGGCCACAGUUUGUACGGCUUAAGAAAACAAAUAAAAGAUACAAAUGUGAGAAGAAAAAAAACAAAAUUCCACCGGCUCCACACUCUCACUCUCGUUCUCGGUCUUGCGCGAUUCUAUCCGAUCCCAACCGAUCUCUCACUUCGAGUGCUAUUUUCUCUCACAGUGCUUGCAUAACCAAGAGCAAAACACACCGCACGGGAGCAGAUUGCAGAUGCAGAUACAGAUACUACGCCUAGUAGUGGACCCGCAGAUACUUUGGCGAGUGCAUGCAAUUGUCAUUGUCCCCGGGGCUUAAAAAUUCAAAGUAAACCAGCAAAUACAGAAAGUGAAACAUAAAGUCUUAUAUUUCUCAGUAAUCUACAGACAAAUAUCUACAUAAACAUAAAUACCGAAACUUAUCCAUAAUCAAAUCCAGAUUUAAUCGCAACGUUAAUACUUAAAGUUCCCACAUAAGACAAGUUUUAUUAAUAUACACUCUUGAAUGUUAAAUAACUAACAAUCUCAGUGAUUCAACCAGAAAAACCCAGUAAUCGUUUGCAGAAAAUGCUUUUUCAAUUAGCUUAAAGCACGGGAAAGUUAACUAAGACACUCGAACUUUUAUCAAGGAUACCAGAAGCUGCAGACAUGGUUUCGGAGGAGAACUGGAACAGCGACACGAUGUCCGACUCGGACAUGAUCGACUCGAAGAACGACGUGUGCGGGGGUGCCUCCAGCUCCAGCGGGAGUUCCAUUUCGCCCAGGACGCCGCCCAACUGCGCCCGCUGCCGCAACCACGGCCUGAAGAUCACCCUGAAGGGACACAAGCGGUACUGCAAGUUCCGCUACUGCACUUGCGAGAAGUGCCGCCUGACGGCGGAUCGCCAGCGGGUGAUGGCCCUGCAAACGGCGCUGAGACGAGCCCAGGCGCAGGACGAGCAGCGGGCGCUGCACAUGCACGAGGUGCCGCCUGCGGGAACGGCCACCACAACCCUGCUGGGCCACCACCACCAUGCCGCUGCUCCCGCCCACGUCCACGCCCACCAUGUGCAUGCCCAUCACGCCCACGGCCACCACUCGCAUCACGGACAUGUCCUGCACCACCAGCAGGCCGCCGCGGCAGCAGCAGCCGCAGCAGCAGCUCCGUCGGCUCCGGCCUCCCAUCUUGGGGGCUCCUCCACGGCCGCCUCCAGCCUCCAUGGCCAUGCCCAUGCGCACCACGUCCACAUGGCGGCCGCCGCAGCCGCCUCGGUGGCCCAGCACCAGCACCAGAGCCACCCACACUCGCACAACCACCACCACCACCAGCACCACCACCCACAUCCGCAUCAGCAGGCUCCCCCGCAGCACACCACGCUGCGAUCGCCACCGCACAGCGAGCAUGGCGGAAGUGUGGGUCCGGCCAGCAGCAGCUCCGGCGGAGGAGCGGCCAGUUCCAGCAACGCCGCACCGGCCACCUCGAGCAACGGCUCCAGCAAUAGCAAUGGAGGGGGAGGAGGAGGAGGAGGAGGUGGAGGUGGAGGAGGAGGAGGUGGUGGAGCCAGCUCGGGCGGCGGAGCAGCAGGAGGAAGGUCCUCGGGCACCUCGGUGAUCACCAGUGCCGACCAUCACAUGAGCACGGUGCCAACGCCCGCCCAAUCGCUGGAGGGCUCCUGCGACUCGUCCUCGCCCUCGCCAUCGUCCACUUCCGGCGCCGCCAUUUUGCCGAUCUCAGUUUCCGUCAAUCGCAAGAAUGGCGCCAAUGUGCCCUUGGGCCGCAAAUGCCGCCGCUGGGAGCAACGAGGACAGAUCCAUGAAGCCACGCGGCGACGCGGCACGUACUGUGGGCAUCUGGGGCAGAGACGCCUCCGACAGAAGGCCUAA
Molecule: messenger RNA, 2301 nt
Organism: Drosophila suzukii
Lineage: Eukaryota; Metazoa; Arthropoda; Insecta; Diptera; Drosophilidae
Source: RefSeq, a predicted model, not a curated record